This is a messenger RNA of Silurus meridionalis, 795 nucleotides long. It is a transcript of the gene pdzk1ip1, whose product is annotated as PDZK1 interacting protein 1. Lineage: Eukaryota; Metazoa; Chordata; Actinopteri; Siluriformes; Siluridae. Bases 96 to 431 code for a protein of 111 amino acids. The transcript is spliced from 4 exons. The record is from RefSeq and is a predicted model, not a curated record.
CUGAGGAACUCGUGAUAGAACCUGAAUGCAUUUCAGCAGUGUAUCACAUUAUAGACUAUAAGUGUUGUAGUAAUUUUGUAAUAAAAAGACCUGAAAUGGGAAAAGCGAGUGUGCGAGCGCUUUACUGCCUGCUGCUGAUGCUGGGAGCUGUUACAGCACAAGCAGAGAGUGCUGCUCGAGCUCUACCAAACUGGCUCACUGGCAUCAUCGCUGUUUCAGUGUUUCUCUUCCUGGUCUUCGUUGCUUUCCUUGUCAACAAAGUCUGGUUUGAGGACUCGAGCCAGGAGGAAAAGGUUACUGUAAUACCCAAUGAAUAUGCCAUGAGCAACGGAUCGAACUCAAAUCUCGAUUCAGUCAGGAGCCAUGAGCACUCUGAUGCUUAUGAGAAUGUGACUUUUCACAAAUCAGAAGAAACCGUGACGGCCAUGUGACUCUGGAAACAGAUCUGCAACUCCAUUCCACGUUUAGGAUGUUUAAGACCUUAAUCUUUUUUGGCCACUUUUAUACACGUAUACAAGUUUAUGGAUAUACACAUAUGGAUCUAUUUCAAAUGAUUUUUUUUUACCAGUUAUGUCACUAUGUGCUAAUUGUAUCCAUAAAGUUAAAUCACAGGAAUGAAUUUAUAUGAAUCGAAAUUAAUUUGAUUCAUUAUUUCUCUAAUCGGACACAAGCUGCUGAAAUCCCGAUUUAUUUACUAAUAAUAGCUACUAUAUAUAUAUAUUUACAUUUAUUACAUUCGUCAGACUCCUUUAUCCAGAGCAACUUUUAAAAGUGCAUUGAAGUUUCUAUUAAUAA